CUCUUUCUAAAGCCCUGCUGGUGAACACACUGACAGGCUACAAUGAAAAUGAGGCGGACACUUGGUCGCCACUUCAGUGCGUACACGUCCUUUUGAGGAGACCUCUAAACUAGGAUAUCACCAUGGGAGCUAUUUGGAUUGCGAGGAACUUUUGUUUGUUUUUGCUCUUGUUAAAUACUCGCCAAAGCACAGCACUACCAGAGAGUCAAGAUCAAUGCGCAGAUGAAAGUGAUGGCUGUCACAUCGAUGCUAUUUGUCAAAAUACCCAAGGCUCAUACAAGUGCACGUGUAAAGCAGGCUUUAAAGGAGAUGGCAAACACUGUGAAGACGUUGAUGAAUGUGACUUUGAGUACAAUGGCGGCUGUGUACACGAGUGUAACAACAUACCAGGCAAUUAUCGGUGCACUUGCCACGAUGGAUUCCAUCUAGCACACGACGGCCACAAUUGUUUAGAUGUGGAUGAGUGUAAAUUCAACAAUGGAGGGUGCCAGCACACAUGUGUCAACACAAUGGGAAGCUAUGAGUGUCGCUGCAAUCAAGGUUUCUUUCUGAGUGACAACCAGCACACAUGCAUCCAUCGCUCUGUGGAGGGGCUCAACUGUAUGAAUAAGGAGCAUGGUUGCGCUCACAUCUGCAAAGAGACCCCCAAGGGAGGCGUUGCCUGUGAGUGCCGCCCAGGCUUUGAGUUGGCAAGGAAUCAGAGAGACUGCAUCAUUACCUGUAACCAUGGCAAUGGGGGUUGCCAACACAUCUGUGAGGACAUGGAAGAUGGCCCCAUAUGUAGGUGUCACGUCAGGUACACCCUGCAGCCAGACAAAAGCUCCUGUGUAGAGCGAGAUGAAGCCACUGCUGAGCCAAUGGAGCACAACAUCACAGCCUUCACUGAGGUCGAUAAACGUGUGAAACGAAGACUGCUCAUGGAGACGUGCGCGGUAAACAAUGGGGGGUGUGACUGCACCUGUAAAGACACAUCCACGGGCGUACGCUGCAGCUGCCCGGUUGGCUUCACUCUGCAGCCGGAUGGAAAAACAUGCAAAGAUAUCGAUGAAUGUGAACUCCACAACGGCGGCUGUGAGCACUUUUGUAAGAACACCAUUGGGAGUUUUGAGUGUAACUGCAGGAAGGGCUUCAAGCUGCUGAGUGAUGAGCGUUCUUGCCAAGAUAUAGACGAGUGCUUCUUCCAGAGGACAUGUGACCACACGUGUGUGAACUCCCCCGGUAGUUUUGAGUGUGUGUGCAACAAAGGCUACACCCUGUAUGGACUGGCCCACUGUGGGGACGUAAACGAAUGCAGUGUGAAUGGGGGUGGCUGUGAGCACCACUGUGAGAACAACCCGGGAGGAUUUGAAUGCCACUGCCAACCCGGCUAUAAGCUCCACUGGAACAAGAAGGACUGUAUUGAGACUGAGGGUUUCGCACUUUCCACACCCACUUCCCGGCCCACGCUGAACUGCAGCAAACAGGGAGGAGGAGACCGCUGUUCCUUGACCUGCCAAUCCCAAGUCCACAUCAGCAGUGGAACGGAGGAUUCCUAUACUCUGACCUGUGGAAUGCCUUUGCCCUGCUUGGCUGAGGCGCAGAAGAACAACAGUGGCCUGAACUGCUUCGGUUCAGAAAUGUCCAGCAUUUCCCGCAUCAAGGCCACUGCCACCUUUAGGUCGGGGCCUGGAAAAUGCAACCUCAAGCGAAGUCAAGAGAGGCUUAAGGAGACUCUAAACACUGCACACUCAGAUAGCGGGUCCCUCUUCACGGAGAACGUCCAGUUCAGCUACGUGAGCCUGCAUUGCUCGUCCGCCGGAAGGAGAGCGCAGCGCCAUCGGAACGGCAGGAGAGCAGGGGAGGAGGAGGGCUCCUCAAUCACGGCUCAGUUUGAGUUGGAUGUGAACCUAGAGGAGGUAACAGCAGAGAGCUGUGACCUGCCAUGUGUGCGCCGGCGCUCCGAGAAGAGGCUGAGGAAGACCAUCCGGACCCUGAGAAAGUCCAUCAACCGGGAACAGUUCCAUAUCCACUUUGCUGGCUCCGACUACGAGCUCUCCAAGAGCCUGCUCCAGACCGUGGACCCGCAGGAACAUUGUGUGGCCGGACAGGUGCUGGCGGGCAGGAGAUGCGUGAGCUGCUCGGCGGGGACCUUCUAUGACGGGGACCUGGGGAGGUGUGUCCUGUGUGCAGCUGGAACCUAUCAGGACGAGGAGGGGCAGAUGGCCUGCGAGCUCUGUCCCGGGCCCGAAGGGAAAGCCGACUCCAAGGUGGUCGGGGCUCGUAACAUCUCUGAGUGUGGAGGUCAGUGUACCGGGGGUCACUAUUCCCACGAUGGCUUCAUCCCCUGCGUGCCUUGCCCUCUGGGAUCCUACCAACCAGAGGUCGGUCGAACCUCUUGCUUUCUUUGUGGGGGAAACCUGGUCACCAAGCACCUCUCUGCUGUGUCCUUCCAGCAGUGUGAGACCAAAGUCCAGUGCUCCCCAGGACAUUACUACAACACAAGCACACAUCGUUGUAUCCGCUGUCCCAUGGGAACAUACCAAGUGGAGUUUGGACAAAACUACUGCACAGCUUGCCCCGGAAACACCACCACGGACUUUGACGGCUCCACGAACAUCAUGCAGUGUAAAAACCGACAUUGUGGCGGAGAGCUGGGAGAUUUCAGUGGCUACAUCGAGUCGCCCAACUACCCCGGAAACUAUCCGGCCAACGUGGAGUGCACCUGGACGAUCAACCCUCCACCCAAACGCAGGAUCCUCAUCGUGGUCCCCGAGAUCUUCCUGCCCAUUGAGGAUGAGUGUGGAGACUAUCUGGUUAUGAGAAAAAGCUCUCUCUCCAACUCUGUGACAACCUACGAAACCUGUCAGACGUACGAGCGGCCAAUUGCUUUCACGUCCCGCUCCAAGAGACUGUGGAUUCAGUUCAAGUCCAACGAGGGAAACAGUGGCAAAGGCUUCCAGGUCCCAUAUGUGACUUAUGAUGAGGACUACCAAGAGUUAAUCGAAGAUAUAGUCAGAGAUGGAAGAUUAUAUGCUUCAGAAAAUCACCAGGAAAUUCUUAAGGACAAGAAACUCAUGAAGGCGUUGUUUGAUGUUUUGGCCCAUCCACAGAACUUUUUCAACUACACAGCCCAAGAGUCCAGGGAAAUGUUCCCCAAGUCAUUCAUCAGAUUCCUUCGCUCUAAAGUCCUGAGAUUUUUACGCCCAUAGAUUAAGGUGAACUUUAGCCAGUGGAUUUGUGAAUAGUUCUUUACAUAUUUUUAUUAAACACUGGCCACAUAACCUUUCAACUUACUGAGCAAUUAAUACAAAUAUGCUAUACUUGCUAUACUACUUUCACACAACCCAUACUAAAGUGGACUGUACUGACCCAAAGGAGAAAGUAAACAAGCAAGUGGAUUUUUUAUAUUUUUUCUCUAUAUUUUUUUACCGUUUGAAAGGAUAGAUUGGUAUCUUCUCCGUAUGCUACAGACCACAAGCACAUUGGUAGCCUCAGACAAUUCACAAUGUUGUGGUUAUUGUUUUUUUUAAUGUGUUUUAAAAAGCCUUACAAAAAUGAUGCUGGAUAAAGCUCUAGGGAUUUAAAGGGAGAGACACCUGCUCUUGUAUGAUUGUGUUAACAUUCGUGUUAAAAGAUUUGUAUAAAGUCUUAUUUUUAUAUUAGUGGGAUCGGAUGGGUGAUUUAUUGUGUUUAAUGCUGAAUAUUCAAACAACAACAUUAAGAGAAUGUUACUAAUACAUGACAUAGCACACUCAUUAAAGGAACCUAGAUAAGAUAUCAACCAAUGAGUGUAUAUUUAGCUAUAACCGACUUGUAAACUAUUGUUGUUUUGCAAUUAGUGUUGAAAGAAAGUUGAUAGAUACAGGAAAGACAUUUAUCACAAAAAUGUUUUUUUUCCGAACGAUAUAGCACUACAAUGUACAGUAUGUAGUGUCAUCACAAAGGCGUUUGUACUCAAAAAAAUUGUAUAUGAUGUAAAAAGUUUUAGAUUAAAUGUUAAUGUAUUGUUGGGUAGCGACUACAUUUGCGACACAUAUAGUAUUGACACUUCGUACUUUCCAAUGUAUUGGUGUUUCAUGUUCAUGUUAAUAUUUUGUCUGCCACUGUAUUCCACUGUAUUCUGUCAUUUAACAAUGUAUACCCAUUGUGGCUCUUCUUAGGUUAUAGUGAAAAAUUAAGCAAGCAUCUCUCAGGAGGACAAUGUGUUAACAUUUGAACAUAUGAACCAGCAACCAAAGGCACAACACAUCAUAUUUGGAUGUCAAAUGAAUUGGAGAUAUAUUAAUAGAUAUAUAGAGCAACAUAAAGUCAAAUAGUCCUAGGCCUGAAUGAUUUCAUACGAAAGUUACGUUUUGUAAAAAUAGAAUUUCUUUAUUGUCUUAGUACAGUGUAUUUGUACAUCUAACGUGUUGUAAAUAAAAUGGUAAACUGC
Gadus morhua (Atlantic cod) is the source of this 4411-nucleotide messenger RNA. It is a transcript of the gene scube2, whose product is annotated as signal peptide, CUB domain, EGF-like 2. Gene Ontology annotation, cellular component: cell surface. Gene Ontology annotation, biological process: signal transduction. The coding region runs from base 123 to 3188 and encodes 1021 amino acids. Gene Ontology annotation, molecular function: calcium ion binding. Lineage: Eukaryota; Metazoa; Chordata; Actinopteri; Gadiformes; Gadidae. The transcript has 23 exons. The record is from RefSeq and is a predicted model, not a curated record.